This is a messenger RNA of Papaver somniferum (opium poppy), 669 nucleotides long. RefSeq names its product mitogen-activated protein kinase kinase kinase 1-like. Bases 1 to 669 code for a protein of 222 amino acids. NCBI's taxonomy places the organism in Eukaryota, Viridiplantae, Streptophyta, Magnoliopsida, Ranunculales, Papaveraceae. Gene Ontology annotation, molecular function: ubiquitin protein ligase activity; zinc ion binding. The record is from RefSeq and is a predicted model, not a curated record. The transcript has a single exon.
AUGCAGAACCGAUCAGAUGCUCAAAAAGUCCUUACCAAGAGCUGGAUACAAAUCAAUAGAAACCUUCUUGUGGGUGUGAAACCUGUGGAUCCAAUUCAAAGAAAAAUGCUCAACGAACCAACCCAGCAGGUUGCAGAUCGAAUACAAAAAGCCCUCCAAGAACGUCUGUGUCUACUUCACCGCUGUGAAUCUGAUUUCUUCUUAUUAGGUGCAACUGGUGAUGUUUACAAUGUCAGGUUAUCUACAACCUCCUUGUGCAGUUGCCCAGAUCGUCAGAGUCCGUGCGAACACAUACUUUUUGUUUUUCUUCGUGUUCUUGAAGUCUCUCUCAACGAUCCUUGUGUUUGGAGGAAGACUCUUAGGGAAUUUCAACUUACACGUCUACUCAACACACCCACAUCGCCUCAAAUCCUUGCUGGUUCUCGUGUACGUGAGAGAUUUCUUCAUCUAUUCUCAAACAAGUCAGACUUGGGUCCUCCACCAAAGCCUGAGCUGGGCAAGUGUGUUAAAUGCAGAAGGGAGAUGUAUGCUGAAGAUAGAGUAUCGGAUUGUGGCGCAGGCGUUUGUGACCCUGUUGGACAUGUGAAGUGUAUGAUAUAUAGGAAACCCUCUGGGGCACCUUUUUGUGCAGGUUGUGGAAGCCGGUGGAAUGAAGACCAGGAGAAGUAA